Poecile atricapillus (Black-capped chickadee) is the source of this 459-nucleotide messenger RNA. Its product is annotated as low molecular weight phosphotyrosine protein phosphatase-like. Gene Ontology annotation, molecular function: non-membrane spanning protein tyrosine phosphatase activity; acid phosphatase activity. Bases 16 to 459 code for a protein of 147 amino acids. The transcript has a single exon. Lineage: Eukaryota; Metazoa; Chordata; Aves; Passeriformes; Paridae. Gene Ontology annotation, biological process: protein dephosphorylation. Gene Ontology annotation, cellular component: cytoplasm. The record is from RefSeq and is a predicted model, not a curated record.
GUCCUCGGAGCGAAGAUGGCGGCGGGAGAGUUGAAGUCAGUGCUGUUCGUGUGCCUGGGAAACAUCCGUCGCUCUCCAAUAGCUGAAGCAGCUUUCAGAAAACUCAUAACUGAUGAGAAGCUUGAACGUAAGUGGAGGAUAGACAGUGCAGCAACAUCUGCCUAUGAAAUAGGAAGCCCUCCUGACUAUCGAGGACAGAAUUGCAUGAAGAAGCGUGACAUUACCAUGAACCAUAUUGCCAGGCAGAUUACUAAAGAGGAUUUCCAGACCUUUGAUCAUAUACUUUGUAUGGAUGAGAGCAAUCUAAGAGAUUUGAACAGGAAAAGUAACCAAGUUAAAGACUGUAAGGCCAAAAUUGAGCUACUUGGAACUUACAAUCCACAGAAACAGCUUAUUAUUGAAGAUCUAAAGGUACCUGGUUCGAUCCCGAGUUUCGACAGAGCUACAGCAGAGACUUGA